GCCCAACAGGCCCCAGUCGUCACGUCCGUCUCCCUCGCGCGACAACCUAUGGUGGAGGUUCCCUUGCGAAGAGCGAGGAUGGUACUCAUUGUGUAGUAGCAGGAAAAGAAUGUACAUUUCAGUACUUCACUUACUCUGCUGCCCUUAUUCACCCCACGCAGCUCUGCAGAUCCUCCGUGUCACAGAGCCUGAUGUGAAUGCCUCAACUUCUGCUGAGCAUAGGACCGCCGUUGGAUGUGGUGGCUAUCGGAUUGAGGUGUCGCGAAACCUUUGGGGUGGAAGUGGCUUCAAGAUAGACAGUGCUUUCACCGAUGUUGCCUGGGGGCAUGGUCAUGCGUAAUUUAGGGCUUUGAAAAUUUCACUCAUUGACAAUACAUUUGAAGCUUUCAGCAAUAAGAUUCUUACCAGUGCCCGCAAUGGCGAACUUAUCAUGUGGGACCUGCAGAGGACUGGCGCCUCGAAGUAUGAGCGCUGCGCCUGUGACCAUGUUCGCUCUAUACAACAAUUGGCAUGUUCUACAAUUUCAAUGAAUUAUUGCCUGACUGGUUCUGCAGAUGGAGACCUUCGUAUCUGGAUGUUGAAGCCGCUCGAUGCUGUUCCUAGAGUCGCUGCUACUUGGGAUGUAUCUGGUUCUCUGGUUUUUGUCGCUGAUAGACCCCGACGAUGGGAAGUACCUUAUGAUGACAUACCGCCAGAGAAGCGUCAGCUUGUGCAAGAGCAGAAAGGCAAGCUCAAAGCACUAGGGGACAAAACCUAUGGACCUAAGACACAGACUGUUGGAAUGCUUGCCGGGACUGAUCUGACUGAAGACAUCGAUGUGUUCGUGAAGCUUGCCAAAGGCUAUAUCUUUGAGGUUUCUGUUCUUCCUCCUCGUUCAAUUUCCCUGGAUGACCAUGCUCACGGCAGAAGAUCUUCCGCAAGCCCAGCGUCUUCACGCCAUUCGCCAGAGAAGCCGUCUGCACCGAGUUCCAUAAUGGGGUACCUCACGCUACAAAGAGUAACUCCUGCAUCGUCUGUUCAUUCCUCACCUCACCAUGCCUCUUCUGCUUUACCUUCGGUGUCUGGUGUUCGCCGCCCCUCUAACUCAGGUUUGUCAGCCUUGACUCCCAUCAGCUCGGGACCUCAAAAGCGACCCAAGAUGUUCCCAUCAUAUGGCCGAAGGCCAUCCUUCCUGCAUAGUGCUCAGAGCGCAAGUCCAAGUGAUAUGAGUGUUAAAAGUGGUCCACUUAGCUUGAAACAUGUAGAAGAGGGCGCUCUCAGUGAUUCUGAUGAAGAGGAUGAAGAUGAAGAAGAAAAGGGAAGUGAUAGGGGAAGCAUUCACACAGAAAUCUCUACAUCAUUUCGGCCUUCAAUUUCGCCUUACCUCUAUCCUCGAACCUCCGGUGCAACAUCGCAUAUGCACAUACAUCCGAAUCCAAGCCCGCUGUCGCGUGUGGCGGGGCAGCAAACCUGGACGGAGGAUGAAGAUGACAAGGAUGGCAAAGAUUCUCCUUCUCCUGCAUCUUCGUCGAACUCGGAUUACGAGAAUAGCGACGGAGAAGGCUCGGAUACCGCUUUCAAAGUUUCAAAAGGCAAGAUUUCUAGGCGCAGCUCAAAAUCAAGUUGCCACCGAACGCGAAGCCGAAGUUCCACAGUUGCCUCUCUUGCUGCAUCACAGCCAACCCUCAAACACACCUCGACGCUGAUGGUCCAAAUGCCAAAACUCACCAAACAAGAUUCGCAAAGUAGUAUUCGCACAGUGACCGCAGUCAACUCUCCCUAUAUGGAUGAUAUGAAGGACCCCAGCAGUUUAUAUCGCGACGAUACCAUUCGCGAUUUGGCGAGCUCAUUCUCUUUUGGACAUCCCGGUUCUGUGCAGCCCACUUCGUACCUUCAGCACAAAUGUGUACGAUCCACCAUCUCGGCCGAAUUCACGCUUGGCAGGGUGCGUAGUAGUCGGGGCACAUCAGUAGAGAGGAAUUUGGAUGCGAUACCCAAGAAGCGAGCAGCUAGUGUCACCAAGGAGCAGGUGGAAGAGGUUGAGGGGCAUGUACGAGACGUGGGAUGGGAAGCUCUGCGAGAAUCACUGGAUGUGUUUGCACAUGAGGGUGAUGUGCAGAUGUGUACCCUUUUGUCACUUGUGGCUGGGGCGGAGCUCAAGGUCAGUAGGACGCGUCUGGUUCGAUUUUUGGAGUCAUAUAUGUAUCUGCUGGUCCGACUUCGUCUGCAUACCUCUGCAGCAUACAUGCGCAAAUUCACACCUGCUGAAGAAGUCCGGAACACAACCUUGCUCGAGAUGACUAUCUAUACGGCAUGUGGACGCUGUCGAAAACCCCUUAUGCUUCCUUCAGGAGGGACAGUUUUGAGCACCACGCCCACUAGCACCGUGAUGCCUCAUCACCAGGUGAAGCUCUCGCUUGAGCCCAAGCCACCUCCGAAGCCUGCUGAGAACUAUGCAUUUUGCCUACAAUGCAAGCAGAGUUCUUCCAGGUGUUCCAUAUGCCAUUUAUCUGUUCGAGCCAUGCUGUUCAAAUGCACAGUAUGCAUGCAUGGAGGACAUCAGGAAUGCUAUCAGAUGUAUUAUCUACGUCAACCCAUGGUCGAAAUUAAGCCACACCAGCCACCUGUGCCCCAACCACCUGCACCCCCUCGGCCUCCGACGCCUUCUCUAGUCCAUCAAAGCAAGCCUCCAACUCGAGGACGUGUGCUGUCAAGAGUCGCAGAUGAUGUCUCGGAUGACGGAGUCAGCGCCAUUGUGAAGGAUGGUAACAGUGAUGGUGGAGGACCUGCUGGGGUUGGUGGAGGUGUCGGAGGCUCGAUGGCUGUUUUGGGUCAUCCUUGUGCUGCUGGUUGUGGACAUUAUUGUUGGGCUGCCAGUGAUGCUUUGUAUAGUCAACCACUGGAGUAAUUGCUUUUUCAUUUAUUUGUAAAUAUUGUAACAGCAUUGUAGAUAGUUCCGUCCGUGUAGGUACAUGCGAGAACAUAGAGGUAACUUAGUAUCGAU
Messenger RNA from Somion occarium, 2983 nucleotides. The record is from the annotation of a GenBank genome assembly. Lineage: Eukaryota; Fungi; Basidiomycota; Agaricomycetes; Polyporales; Cerrenaceae.